Messenger RNA from Cladocopium goreaui, 2424 nucleotides. The record is from the annotation of a GenBank genome assembly. Lineage: Eukaryota; Dinophyceae; Suessiales; Symbiodiniaceae.
AUGGUGCAGCAGAGGGAGAGCAAGGAGCACAGCCAAGCUGACCAAGCUGGCGAGGUCCCGGCCAAAACGGACCACCAGAGGGAGAGCAAGGAGCACAGCCAAGCUGACCAAGCUGGCGAGUCCCGGCCAAAACGGACCACCAGAGGGAGAGCAAGGAGCACAGCCAAGCAGACGAAGCUGGCGAGGUCCGUUUUGGAGGAUUUGGGCUGCUGGGCGGGCAAAACGGACCACCAGAGGGAGAGCAAGGAGCACAGCCAAGCUGACCAAGCUGGCGAGGUCCGUUUUGGAGGAUUUGGGCUGCUGAGCGGCCAAAACGGACCACCAGAGGGAGAGCAAGGUCCGUUUUGGAGGAUUUGGGCUGCUGAGCGGCCAAAACGGACCACCAGGGAGAGAAAGGGACAGAGACCCACCGCCAGCUCUCGUGUGAUGAGGUACUCUGCCCGACCCAUGGUGGCACCUCGGAGUGGGUCAUCAGCGGAUGAAGGCCACGGGCAUCCACGGGCCACGCGGCGUUACGCAGCCAUGGAUACUCGAGGGGUUUUGGAGGGGCUGCCUGUUAGGCCCAGGUUCUACAAACAGAUCCCACCAGAGGCAAAAGUCCGAAAAGCAUUGAGGUUCAUGGAGAGCCUGCGAAGAUCCAUCCUAUUGAACGUCAUGAGGUGCCUGAGUGCUCACUGCCAGAGCCUUGGAGAGGCCACCAGUCAGACCGAAUCGGCAGCAGAAUGCGCCAUCGUAUCGGAGAAGGAACGACAAGGCCGCCCCGGGCCAUGGGAAUCGGUGGGGACCUGGGGUCCGAAGACGGUGAAAUCCGCCAGCAAAAGAGUCACCCAGCUGCCCCGCUUGGUGCCGUCAGAGCACGUGGUGCCGCCGCCAGCGCAGCCUGCGCCGGUGAGGCGUGGCAAGGUGCCUGCCUACAUCAAAAGGCGGCAGGAGCUUCGAAUCUCCAACUUGGCGGGCGUGGAGCUCUGUGCGCUGAGCGUAGCCAGUGACUGGCAGGGCCGCCAGCUGAAGGAAGCCAUUGCUGGGAAGACGCAGAUCCCCUUGAGCAAACAGAAGUUGAUGUAUGGCACCACUUUGAUUCGCAACACCGAUGUGCUGAGCCAGAUUCUGGGUGGGGGCGAUGCCGAGAAGGAGCUGUUGCUGAUCCGGCAGACUGUUGACUUCGACUUUUGGUUGGAUGAGAUUAGCCGGGACUAUCGACGACUUCGAAAAGCACCUGAGGAAUUGCGCGGUGACCCCCAAGUGGUGAUGGAGGCCAUAACUCAAAACCCCCAGGCGAUCAAAUUUGCCGCAGACAGUGUGAAAGCUGACAGAGAUUGUGCCUUGAAGGCCCUCCAGGCGGAUUGGACUCUGUACACUUCCAUUGCUCUGGAGCUCUGGGACGACCGAGAAAUCGCCCUGCUGUUCGUGCCAAAGUGCCCCCGCCUCUUCAGCAAGCUAUCUCCACAGCUGAAACAAGACGGAGAGUUGGUCAAGGAAGUGCUAUCGAAGAACAAUGGCUGGACUAUCUGCGAGAUGGGUCCAGAGAUGUUGGCAGACCGAGAGCUGGUGUUGAUGGCCGCCAGGAAUGCUGGUGAGCCCUCGUACAAUCGUCUCGGAAGGUCUUGGCUCAGCUACAUUAAUCGCCAGCUGUUGACGGACAAAGAGGUGGUCGUCGCUGGUGCCAAGGUUGGCUACUGCACCAUUGCGGAGCUUCCUGAGGUCUUCAAAGAAGACAAGGAAGUGCUUCGCGCCGUGCUGGAGGGCAACCCUUCGGAAAUUGUCAACGCCACGUUGGAGCUGCCGCGCGACUGGGCGCUGGCCAUGCUGCGAAAGGAUGGGAUGGCCUUGAAGUUGCUGCCACAGUUCUGCAACGACCGGGAGUGUGUCGAGGCCGCGGUGAGACAGACCUGUUUCGCCAUCAGCUUUGCGUCCAUUGAACUUCGUGCGGACAAGGAAUUGGCACGUUCGGCGAUUCAAGACUUUGUGGACAACUUUUCCCGUCAUUCGCUGAGGCCGGAAAUGUUAAGUUCCACUGAUACUUUGCCAUUUUUGUCCACUCUGUCGAAGGAAAUCCGAAGUGACAAGGAGUUGAUGUUGAAAGUGGUGCAGCGGGAUGGUCGACAACUGUGUGUUGUUGAGCCUGCUCUAUUGAAGGAUCCAGAGGUGGUCUAUGCUGCCGUGUCCAGACAUCCCAUGGCUCUACGAUAUGUCGCUGAAAGGGAGUCAGAAGAUCACGGCUACGCCAAAAGUAAGUCUUCAGGUAAAGCUCGCAACUCCAAGGGCGACUCGUCUUCGAGUAGCAAGGCCAGUCUGUUGGAGGACGUGCAGCUCUUGUUCAAUGCGAUCUCUCGUGACAGGAAUGCUUGGGUGUUCUGCCCAAAACAUCUUCGCGAGAAGGUGAAGGACAUGCUGCUGGAAAAGGAAAAGAAGGCGAAGAAAUGA